Patella vulgata (common limpet) is the source of this 1418-nucleotide messenger RNA. RefSeq names its product protein strawberry notch homolog 1. The transcript has 14 exons. The record is from RefSeq and is a predicted model, not a curated record. Gene Ontology annotation, biological process: regulation of DNA-templated transcription. Gene Ontology annotation, molecular function: histone binding; chromatin DNA binding. Lineage: Eukaryota; Metazoa; Mollusca; Gastropoda; Patellidae. Gene Ontology annotation, cellular component: nucleus. Bases 261 to 1418 code for a protein of 385 amino acids.
CUCUUCUUGUUUACAUUUUACCUGUAUGGCGGGAGAAAAUGGCUGAUAAAAUCACCAGUCGAUGGAGGAAAAUUACGGUAACAAAUUCACAAUCGAGAAAAGAGUUUAAACUUUAAACCCAGUUGAUAAUGCAGCAUCUAUCUUCGGUUUAUAUUAUAGUGAAAUAUACAGCAAGCUUACAGAUUGUAUUGCUUUUAGCAUUGCUAGCUUGUGCUGGAUAACUAUAACAAGUUUGAAAUACAAAUUUAUGACAAGUUACAAUGAAUGCAAAUCAUGCAGCAUUCCUCGCCAGUCAGCCAUUGGAUCCUAUCUUACAGAAUAUAAUCGAUCUGUCACAGGCUCACAACACCUAUAACCAACCUGUUAUAAAUAAACAGGUUGAAAUAAAUAAACACCCACAAGUAGAAGUUGAUGAUACUGGUCGUAUUGCUAAUGAAGGUUUACAAGAGAGUGUAUGCGAAGAAGUUUUUUGUUCUUAUCAGCAUCGUGAAAUAGCACCUGGAUGUCGAGCUCACCCUGGGGAUAUUGUAGAAGCAGGACCUCUAGCUGCCUUGCCUCUACCUGAUGAAUAUUAUCCUAUUUGUGAUAGUUUACCUAAAGAAAUAAUAGAAGAAGGAAAAUUGAGUAGUUUACAGUUAGAAGGUGUUAUACAUGCUUGUCAGAGACAUCAAGUUAUAUUACCAAAUGGACAAAGAGCAGGAUUCUUUAUUGGUGAUGGUGCUGGUGUUGGUAAAGGUAGACAGAUAGCCGGUAUAAUAUUUGAUAAUUUUGUACGUGGUCGGACCAAGAAUAUUUGGUUUACUAUUUCUACAGAUCUUAUUGUGGACUCCAGGAGAGACCUGAGUGAUAUUGGUUGUUUUGUAAAAGUUAUUGAUGGAUGUCAAGAGUUGGACAGAGAAACAAGAGUUCUAGGAUUACCAACUGAUUUUAAAGAAGGGGUUGUAUUUAGUACUUACGCUACUCUUGUAUCAUCUGUAAACAGGGGAGGUGCGUUAAAUUCUAGUAAACACAGUAGAUUACAGCAGUUGAUUGAUUGGUGUGGUGGUGAUCAGUUUGAUGGAUGUCUUAUAUUUGAUGAAUGUCAUAAAGCCAAGAACUUUGUUCCUGGGAAGGAAACUGCCAGCACAAAAAUAGCAAUAGCUGUUACAACUAUACAAAAAUUGUUGCCAAAAGCUCGAGUAGUUUAUUGUAGUGCUACAGGGGUAACUGAUGUUAAAAAUAUGGCGUUCAUGGAGAGAUUGGGAUUGUGGGGAGAUGGUGCUCCAUUUCAUUCAUUUGAACGAUUUAUAGAGUCAGUCCAAAGAAAAGGUUUAGGUAUAGCGGAAAUGUUGGCUAUGGAGAUGAAAACUACAGGAAUGUAUGUUUCUAGAGGCUUAUCAUUUAAACAGGCAGAGUUUGUUACAAUAGAAGCUGAAUGA